Molecule: messenger RNA, 1162 nt
Organism: Lemur catta (Ring-tailed lemur)
Lineage: Eukaryota; Metazoa; Chordata; Mammalia; Primates; Lemuridae
Gene: HAGH
Product: hydroxyacylglutathione hydrolase
Exons: 9
Coding region: 26-955 (309 amino acids)
Biological process (GO): glutathione metabolic process
Cellular component (GO): mitochondrion
Molecular function (GO): hydroxyacylglutathione hydrolase activity
Source: RefSeq, a predicted model, not a curated record
CCGUCGGGGCAGCCCCGCUCCGGUCAUGGUGCUGGGCCGCGGGCUGCUGGGCUGCCGGAGCCUCGCCGCGCUGGGAGCCGCCUGCGCCGGCCGCCGCCUGGGUCCAGCCCUGCUGGGAAUCGUCCUUCAUCACACAGAUCUGAGGAAGAGUUUGACUGUGGACCAGGGGACAAUGAAGGUCGAGCUGCUGCCUGCCCUGACCGACAACUACAUGUACCUGGUCAUUGACGAGGACACCAAGGAGGCUGCCAUCGUGGAUCCGGUGCAGCCCCAGAAGGUCGUGGACACGGUGAGGAAGCACGGUGUGAAGCUGACCACGGUGCUCACCACCCACCACCACUGGGACCAUGCUGGUGGCAACGAGAAACUGGUCAAGCUGGAGCCAGGACUGAAAGUGUACGGCGGUGACGACCGCAUCGGGGCCCUGACCCACAAGGUCACGCACCUGUCCACGCUGCAGGUGGGGUCCCUCACCGUCAAGUGCCUGGCGACACCGUGCCACACUUCAGGGCACAUCUGCUACUUUGUGAGCAAGCCUGGUGGCUCCGAGCCCCCUGCCGUGUUCACAGGGGACACCUUGUUUGUGGCCGGCUGUGGGAAGUUCUACGAGGGGACGGCGGAUGAGAUGUACAAAGCUCUGCUGGAGGUCCUGGGCCGGCUCCCUCCGGACACGAAAGUCUACUGUGGCCACGAGUACACCAUCAACAACCUCAAGUUCGCGCGCCACGUGGAGCCCAACAACACGGCCGUUCAAGAGAAGCUGGCCUGGGCCAAGGAGAAGGACGGGAUCGGGGAGCCCACGGUGCCGUCCACGCUGGCGGAGGAGUUCACCUACAACCCCUUCAUGCGAGUGAGGGAGAAGACCGUGCAGCAGCACGCGGGCGAGACGGACCCGGUGACCACCAUGCGGGCCAUCCGCAGGGAGAAGGACCAGUUCAAGGUGCCCCGGGACUGAGGGGCCGUGGGGCCUGUGGUCACAGCUGCCUUCAAAGGUGUUUGGGGAUUACGAGGUUUUAGGUAAUUGACUUUCCUACUAGUCUGCUGGAGAUGCAGUCUUGGUUUAAUUUUAAAUUGAUUUCACAGCGCUCUGCUUGUGUUAUCAAAUGUUCUGAUGCAUAAUUUAUAAGAGAAGCUUAAAAAGUAUUUAUUCCCAUACCCACCA